This is a messenger RNA of Rattus rattus (black rat), 1194 nucleotides long. RefSeq names its product fission, mitochondrial 1 (gene Fis1). Gene Ontology annotation, molecular function: protein binding. The record is from RefSeq and is a predicted model, not a curated record. Bases 297 to 887 code for a protein of 196 amino acids. Lineage: Eukaryota; Metazoa; Chordata; Mammalia; Rodentia; Muridae. Gene Ontology annotation, biological process: autophagy of mitochondrion; peroxisome fission; mitochondrial fission. The transcript has 4 exons. Gene Ontology annotation, cellular component: peroxisomal membrane; mitochondrial outer membrane.
GCUUCCCAGAGGGACCCAAGCGUGCUUUCUGUAACGCCUGCCGUUAUUCCUUCUACCCGGAGGCUGGCCUCUUGGGACUGUCCUUUGUCAGAAAAGAUGAAUGAGACAUAGUAGUUGUAGCGUGAAGGAUUGCAGGUUGCGUGGUAAGGGAUGAACCCCCAAAGUGCUUGUAGAGAACAGCCCUGGGCCUAUGUCCUGGCUGCGGUGCAGGAUGAAAGACUCCGGCUGAUAGAUCGCUACGGAUAAAAACCAAAGAAAGCUGUCCUGAGAUCAUCCUCGGGUGCAGGGUUACAUGGAUGCCCAGAGAUGAAGCUGCAAGGAAUUUCGAAAGGAAAUUUCAGUCUGAGCAGGCAGCUGGCUCUGUGUCCAAGAGCACGCAGUUUGAAUACGCCUGGUGCCUGGUUCGAAGCAAAUACAAUGACGACAUCCGUAGAGGCAUCGUGCUGCUGGAGGAGCUGUUGCCCAAAGGUAGCAAAGAGGAGCAGCGGGAUUAUGUCUUCUACCUGGCCGUGGGCAACUACCGGCUCAAGGAAUAUGAAAAGGCUCUGAAGUAUGUGCGGGGACUGUUACAGACUGAGCCCCAGAACAACCAGGCCAAGGAGCUGGAACGCCUGAUUGACAAGGCCAUGAAGAAAGGUGACAGGCCUCUUGCCAUCUGCUCUUCCUCCUCCCUCAGGCCCGGGGCCCUUGGGCACACUGCCCACAUCCCCCUACACACACACAGUCCUUUAUCAAACCUACCUUCCAAGGGUCUCUGGAGCCCUGGAGCCCCAACCCUCAGACUCUACAUCAGGUCCCCCUCUUCUGUGGAGGGGAGUGUGGUCAGGGCUGGGGAUGGAACUGAUCCGCUCACGUCUCCCUCUUUGCUUUUCCAGAUGGACUGGUAGGCAUGGCCAUUGUUGGUGGCAUGGCCCUGGGUGUGGCGGGCCUGGCUGGACUCAUUGGACUGGCUGUGUCCAAGUCCAAAUCCUGAAGGCAGCCUCACCUGCUCUCUGCCCCCGGACGCCUAGGAGCCUGAGGGACACUGGAAGAGGGGCUGUCCAUCCUCACCACCACCUUCCUUUUCUCCUGCAACCCUAGCGUGCACCCCACAGUCUCCAUGGCCCCCAGCCUCCCAUCCCCUGGUACCUGUCCUUUAACCCUCAGUCGUGCUUUGCAAUGAGUGUAAAUAAAGUUGGGCUGUGGCUUGGGAAA